CAAAGACCACGUUCAGCUCUCUCUCUCUCCCUCUCUUGUGUCGAAUCUUCAUACAAAGAGAAACAUGGAGCAGUGAUUAAUUCUGGAUUCGCUGAUCAGAUAUUUGGUGAAAUAUGAAGGCAACGCGUUCAAGAAAUCUAUUUGUUCAAAGCAUUUUAUCCUGCAGAGGAGAGAAAAUUAACUAGUGUUGCAGGGACCUUCGCUGAGAGAAAACUGACUGGGGACAGAAUGGAUGGGAUAGCUUUCAUAAAUUCUGGAAAUUUUUCCAAUUCCUUGAACUCUUCAGAGAAAAAUUUUACCUUUGGCCAUUAUGAUCAGUGUUACACUCCAACUGCCAUGAUAUUUGUGCUCGCACUGGUUUACAGUGCCAUCAUCAUCCUUGGAGUUUCAGGCAAUCUGCUCCUAAUCACCAUCGUGAUGAAGCAAAAAGAAAUGCACAAUGUUACAAACAUCCUGAUUGUCAACCUAUCAUUCUCCGAUCUGCUCAUCAGUGUCAUGUGUCUGCCCUUCACAUUUGUCUACACGUUCAUGGACCAUUGGAUAUUCGGUGAGGCCAUGUGCAAGCUAAAUUCCAUGAUCCAAUGCAUCUCGAUCACGGUUUCUAUCUUCUCCUUGGUGCUGAUUGCAGUUGAGCGCCACCAAUUGAUUAUUAAUCCCCGAGGCUGGAGACCCAAUAACAAGCAUGCCUACCUAAGCAUUGCCAUCAUGUGGACACUGGCCCUGCUCACAUCUCUGCCCUUCCCGCUUUUCCACAUUCUGACCGAUGAGCAGUUCCAUUAUGACCUGAAAUACUCAAAGGAAUUUGCUGGAAAGUACUUGUGCAUUGACCAGUGGCCAUCAGAAAAUCAAAGGCUGGUUUAUACUACAUGCCUCCUCGUAAUGCAGUACUUUGCCCCUCUCUGUUUUAUAUUCAUCUGCUACUUUAAAAUAUAUGUGCGUCUAAAGAGGAGAAACAACAUGAUGGAGAAGAUGAGAGAGAACAAGUACAGGGCAGAUGAAAACAGAAGAAUCAAUAUUAUGCUUAUUUCCAUUGUAGUAGCGUUUGCAGUCUGCUGGCUGCCCCUCAACAUCUUCAAUGCGGUUUUUGAUUGGAACUAUGAGGCCAUCAAUAAUUGCCAUCACAAUCUAGUUUUCUCCAUAUGUCAUCUGACAGCCAUGCUGUCGACCUGCACAAACCCCAUCUUCUAUGGAUUCCUCAAUAAAAACUUCCAGAGGGACUUGCGUUCAAUUCUCCAUUACUGCAAGUGCAGCUCUCGAGAGGAGGACUAUGAAGCUAUUGCUAUGUCAACCAUGCAGACAGAGAUUUCCAAGAGUUCGCUGAAACAAGCAACACAAAUUGCUUGAGAUGAAGUGAUUCCAAAAUCGUGGCUUCUGCAGAA
This is a messenger RNA of Hemiscyllium ocellatum (epaulette shark), 1379 nucleotides long. It is a transcript of the gene npy1r, whose product is annotated as neuropeptide Y receptor Y1. The transcript has 3 exons. Lineage: Eukaryota; Metazoa; Chordata; Chondrichthyes; Orectolobiformes; Hemiscylliidae. Gene Ontology annotation, cellular component: plasma membrane; neuron projection. The coding region runs from base 229 to 1344 and encodes 371 amino acids. Gene Ontology annotation, biological process: G protein-coupled receptor signaling pathway. The record is from RefSeq and is a predicted model, not a curated record. Gene Ontology annotation, molecular function: neuropeptide Y receptor activity; neuropeptide binding.